AUGGUAGUGUUUGGUUAUCAUCAAUGCAAUUCAGACCAUACUUUGUUCUUGAAGAAGCAAAACAACAAAGUUACUGCACUUAUUGUUUAUGUUGAUGACAUGGUAGUAACAGGAAACGAUCUAGUUGAAAGGAAGGCUCUACAAGAAUACUUGUCCAGAGAAUUUGAAAUGAAAGACUUAGGUCCCUUAAAAUACUUCCUGGGAAUAGAAGUAUCUCGAUCCAAAAAAGGUAUUUUCUUGUCCCAAAGAAAAUAUGCUUUAGAUCUCUUGAAAGAGACAGGGAUGUCUGCAUGUCAACCAAUAAAUACACUGAUUGAGGAAGGAUUAAAAUUACGAAUGAAAGAUGAUCAAGUUCCCGUUGAUAAAGAGAGAUACCAAAGACUUGUUGGCAGAUUGAUGUACUUAGCCCAUACAAGACCAUAUCUUACUUAUGCUUUGAGCUUCGUCAGCCAAUUUAUGCAUAAUCUAGGUGAGCAGCAUAUGGACGCAGUCAAACAAAUUUUGAGAUACUUGAAGUUAGCCCCUGGGAAAGGAAUUUUGUUUUCUAGAAAAACAGAGGAACAAAACAUCAAUGUGUAUACAGAUGCUGACUGGGUUGGCAAUAAAAAUGACAUGCGAUCUACUUCGGGGUAUUUUACCUUUGUAGGUGGGAAUCUUGUGUCUUGGAGGAGUAAGAAACAAAGUGUGGUUGCUCGAUCGAGUGGUGAGGCAGAACUACGAGGAAUGGCUCUUGGUGUUUGUGAAGGAUUGUGGCUGAAAUUACUCCUUCAGAAUUUAGGUUAUGCUACAACUACACCUAUUCAGUUGUAUUGUGAUAACAAGUCUGCUUCGUGA
Humulus lupulus (European hop) is the source of this 834-nucleotide messenger RNA. RefSeq lists its product as uncharacterized. NCBI's taxonomy places the organism in Eukaryota, Viridiplantae, Streptophyta, Magnoliopsida, Rosales, Cannabaceae. The transcript has a single exon. The coding region runs from base 1 to 834 and encodes 277 amino acids. The record is from RefSeq and is a predicted model, not a curated record.